Molecule: messenger RNA, 1137 nt
Organism: Gastrolobium bilobum
Lineage: Eukaryota; Viridiplantae; Streptophyta; Magnoliopsida; Fabales; Fabaceae
Product: probable methyltransferase At1g29790
Exons: 1
Coding region: 1-1137 (378 amino acids)
Molecular function (GO): methyltransferase activity
Source: RefSeq, a predicted model, not a curated record
AUGGAUUCACAUAAUCCAAAAACCAAUCUCCUCUUCAUUUCCCUCCUUUUAUUCACAAACCUCCUCACAUUGUUCUUUUCCUCCACCUUCUAUUCCUCCUCAUGCAAUCCCAAUUUCUCAACCACCACCGCCGCCGCCGUAUCCUCCGCCGCCGAAGACAAAAACCUACCACCGGAAUUCCUGGCUUCCACGUCAGGACAGCGGCUCCCGCUGGGCUUCAACAAGAACUUCGACUCCGACACCAUCAACCCUGCCGCCGGCAAAUCCUGCGCCCUCUUCCCCGCCGAGAUCCGCCGCUAUAUGUCCUACGAUGUCAACGGUUCUUGCCCUGACGACGAGGUUCUUGCACAGAAGCUCCUCCUCAAGGGUUGCGAGCCGCUCCCGCGCCGCCGCUGUCGGCCGGCGGCGCAGUCUGACUACCCUCCGCCGUUCCCCCUCCCAAAAAGCCAGUGGACCACCCCCUCCGACCGGUCCGUCGUGUGGACCGCUUACACGUGCAAAUCGUACGCGUGCCUCAUCAACCGGAAGAACCAGAAGAGCUUCGACGACUGCAAGGACUGCUUCGAUCUCCAUUUCCGCGAGAAGAACCGUUGGAUGCACCACAAAUCGGAAGGACUCGAUUUAAGCAUCGACGACGUUAUGGCGACCCGAAAACCCGGUACGAUUCGGAUCGGGUUGGACAUAGGGGGCGGAGUGGCUACAUUCGCGGUUAGAAUGAGAGAAAGGAACGUGACGAUCGUGACGACGUCGUUGAACUUAAAUGGGCCUUUCAACAGCUUCAUAGCAGCUCGAGGGGUUGUGCCUUUAUACAUGAGCAUAUCUCAGAGGCUUCCGUUUUUCGAUAACACGUUGGAUAUCGUUCAUUCGAUGCAUGUUUUGAGUAAUUGGAUUCCUGAGACGUUGCUUCAGUUUUUGUUGUUUGAUGUGUAUAGGGUUUUGAGGCCCGGUGGGUUGUUUUGGUUGGACCAUUUUUUCUGUGUUGGGGAUCAGUUAGAGAAGGUUUAUGGGCCCAUGAUUCAGAAUGUUGGGUUCAAGAAGGUUAAGUGGGUCACUGGGAGGAAACUUGAUAGGUCACCUGACCUUAAGGAAAUGUACCUCUCUGCUUUGUUGGAGAAGCCAUCCAAGAACUCUUGGUGA